AUGCUUUAUUACUUCAUCAGCCUCACCUACUGCGCUCUGGCACGGCUCUGUGAUCGGGAGGACUUCUCCCCGGCCGGCUUGCUCCCUCUCCGAGCGAGCGGAGGCCGAGUGGGGCGGUAUGAGGCCGAUACUCUGUCAUUUCCUGUCAGAUCAUUUUGGAGGAAUUUGCUCUUAUUUCCUCCUGGCCACAAUUCCCCACCUCCACCCCUGCCUCCCCAGCUCAGCACUGGCCCUAUGCCCUACAGUACAGUGGUGGCCAAGGCAACAGGAAAUCGUAAACGUGGCUACACCAUGAAAAUAAUUUUCGAGUACGUUAUUUCUCUCCGUGUUCAGACCGGCCUGACCGUGUCUUCAGUCUCCAUCAGAGACCUGCUGCGUGUGGACACGCAUAGCAGUUUUCCCAACAGAGACGCAUCGAAUGCCCUUUUCCGGAAACAACACUUCCAGAAAUGUGCUGACCAAGAAGAAACAGCAGGGCUUGUAGAUGCAGGCUUCAUGAUGCAGACUGGCAUCCAGGAGCAAAAUGACUGUUUGGAACCAGUAAGACCAGAGGGACAGGAGACCUUCACACCCGCUCCCCAGGGCAGUUGGCUGAGUGCUUUGGGGACGUGGGCCCUGUCACAGAAAGCAUCAGAGGACUGGUACCCCCUGAUACCCGAGCCAACCCCGAACCACCGCUGCCUGAAAUUGCCUUUGAUUCGCGAGGAGCAAACCCAGGCUUGCAGAGCCCGCUGCUUCUCCAUUCCGCACAGGGCUGUAGCAGCCGCAAAGAUCAACACCAAUGUCACCAUCGGCUGCUUAAAUGCCACAAAAGGCGCGCUGCGAGACCGGGAAUCCCCGCCCGGCGCCCGCGGGGCCGCGCCGCCCCAGCCGCGCGCGCACGCCUCGGCCCUCGCCCCCUCCCCCGAAAUCAUAUUUAGAGGGUUUUUUUCUUUCUUUCUUCAUCCCCCCCCUCCUGUGACAUUUUCUCCAAAUCGGAUAGUGAAGUGUAAGUCGAGCUUCGCCGCAGGCAACCCUGGGUCUCCGCCUUCAGACUCGGGGUCCCUGAGUGGGGUGCGCUGCCCCAGCGCUGCUAACCCAGGGGACGGGGUGGGAUCCCCCCCCACACACACACCCACCCAGCCGAGCGCCGUGGGCCCGGCCGUUCCACCAAGUGAGGCCGAGGAGCGCGUGAGGCCCACGCCCGUCUCGGGCCGGGGCACUGGUGCGCUCCGAGCACGACGGGUGGCCGGCCUCGCGGCGGGUUCAAGUGCACGCCCGGGGUUGGAGCCCGCGGCUCGGCGAGCGAGUUCUCUCCUGCUCAGCCCCCUCUCCGGAGUUCACUGUGCCCCGCUGCUCCUGGGACCCCCCUCUCCCAGCCCUCCCAGUCGCGAUGAGCCGGCGGCCUGGGGCGCGAACCCGGGCGCGCUCCACCCCGGCCCCAGCCCACGGCGCGGGCUCCCCAAGAGCAACGUGGAGGCUCCGCCUGGAAAAGAAGUCCGACUUCCUCUCCGCGCUGCUCUGGUGCGAUCUGGAAUCGGCAGGAAAUGGCUCGAACACCCGUCCCGCGCCUUUGCAGUCAGCCCUCGCUUUGCUGAAGGGAAGCAGCUCCCACCAAAGUCUUAUCGCCCCCUCCCCCACGAAAGACCCGCGCAGUUCCAAAAUGAUGCAAACGCGGCCAGCUGCGGAGUCAGUAUUAGGAGCGUAUUGAUGAGAAGUUAGUGAAAUAGGAAAUAAAUGGGAGUGACAUUUCGUGGCAUCGUUUUUCCUCCCGGAUGUUCAAGGUUUUAAGCUGCAUUUAAGAAUUAGCUACAUUCUGCCAGAAAGUAAAUACUAAGCAAACUGGUUGCCGAAGCUCAGAAGAGGUAAGUGCAGCUUCCCAUAUAAGACCUUCCAGUUUCCUGUUGAGGCUUGCACAGGUUACUGGGAUGAGGAUACCUGAUACUUGUGAUUUGACAGAUGGCAAGAACGUUUGAUUUUGAUGUGGCAAGGUAAUGUUUAAAGCAAACGGAGCACCCAAGGAUCUUUUUGAUAAAGUAGUGUUCACUUCUAGCCCGAAAGAAAUGUAACUCAUUUAUAGUGGUAGUUAUAGCCCCAUGUUUUAGAUUUUUUUUUUUCUUAUAACACACAUGAAAAAAAAAGCGGUCUUUUAAUAAUUUUUUUAAACACUGUCUAUUGUCAUUUGCGAAAUAUUGAAUUCAAAAUAGCCUGGAUGGGAUCAUUGGAGUUAAAAAAGCAAACAAGUCCAUUUAACUACGGUUUGACAUUUGCUAGCCAAGGCUUUGAGAGCUACUAAAAACAGAAUUAAAAGAGGAAUUGAGCCAUUCCCUGCAAACAGCAAUUGUAAUGUGGUCAAUCAGUGUUGCCUUUGAAAACGAAGGCCAAGUAUGUUUAUGGAAGUACAGAAACAAAUAUUUUACUGCAUAAGAUUUUCUCAGUUCAGACUAAAAGUUUUGUAUUUAAAAUUUUAUGAUACACAUUUUUUCGUUCAUUUAUGAAGUCCAAAAGGAAACUUUCUGUGUUCACAUUUCAGAUUGAAGUUCAUCUGUCCUUCAGAAAAAGUAUUUUCAUAACUACUAAAAACACCAUCAUGACUAGUAUUUUUAAUUCUCUUCAGGUAGAUAUAUGACUGGUGUAAUUUUUUUUUUUUUUAAACAAGAUUAGUACAGCCCUAUUCAAGGAGUUUAGGGGAGUGAACAAGGUUUCCAAACCUGUGAGUGCAUCUGUGUAAAAUGGUAAAAUCAAAGAUUGUUGUAAGGAAACUUGGGAAUUAACACAUUUUAAAUGAAUAUAAAAACACUUUUGAGAGGGGUUCUUCCCCACUAUUUCUGUUUUCCAGAAAAAAAAAAAUCAGAGACUGUUUUCCAUUCUAUAGAUCUACUAUAAUCAGGUAUAAGAAAAAUUAUUACAUAACAACAGGUCCAUCAAGAUGGUGGAUAUUUUGAAUGUAUUACGAAGGAAAAAGAGCAUCUUGGCCUUUGGUAUGUUGGAGGUACUUGAAAAGGCAAGAAGCUUGUAGAAAUAUUUUACUACUGAAAUCAACAAGACCAUUAAAAUGUGCAAGUAAUUAUAUUCUAAGUGGCCGAGAAGUAUUUUUUCCAACUGCUUUUGAAACUUGAAAAAUUUUGUGUGUACUUUAAUUAGUACCUUUGUUAAAUGUUCCAAAUAUUUUGUUAUAUGAGCUGUAUGAUGGAACUAUUAUUGGACUUUGUGGUUUUCCUGUGUACAUGAACAGUUAAGAAAUGUUUUAUUUAAAUCUUCUCUUAUCUGUACCAUGGGAUAAAUUUGAACAUGUACCCUGUUGGAGUAAAGAUCAACACAAGUUCAUUUUUCUCUCCAAAACCUGACAUUG
This is a messenger RNA of Panthera uncia (snow leopard), 3331 nucleotides long. RefSeq lists its product as uncharacterized. Bases 1 to 1701 code for a protein of 566 amino acids. NCBI's taxonomy places the organism in Eukaryota, Metazoa, Chordata, Mammalia, Carnivora, Felidae. The transcript is spliced from 8 exons. The record is from RefSeq and is a predicted model, not a curated record.